CGGGUGGCCCAGCCUCAGCCCGCCCCGCUCCCGCCCUCCCGCGCUCCUGCCCUCCCUCGCUCCCUCCCGCAGCCUCACCACGUAGGAGUUCGGAUUCUCCACCCGACUCGUCCUGAUUUCCCUUUUCCUCUCUUUUGGAAAGGAGAGAGGUGGAGGGAAGCAAGGAGGCUGCACAGGAGAGGCCCGCCUGCAAAGUGUUGCUCUGACACACCCUUACUAUGGAAGUUAAGUGAAAAAACAAAAAACAAAACAACAACAACAACAACAACAAAACCAAAACCAAAAAAAACAAAAAACCCCCAAACCUCCGGGACGUGUUGCUGCUACGGAGAGGAGACGGGACCGAAAAGCAGUAGGCAGGCCAAUGGUUUUUCUGCAGCGCGCUGGCAAGUUUGUGGAAUACUUUCUAGGAAUUAGGUCUUUUUCCUCCCCCGUCAUCUUCUUGACUUGUGAAGAAAGAACUUGGCUUUGGAUUGCAAUGGAGCCUAAGGAGAGAGGGUUAGACACACUUGAAUAAUCCCUCCGCCUGGGGUGAAUUUGUGGGAAUUUAGGAAGCCAGAGUGGAAAUACAGCAGCCUUUGAAGUGCCCUCCGUUAAUUUGGAUGGAUCUAAAUGUGCGCUAUUCAAGACCUCUCCACCAACCCCUUCUGAUCUUGAGAUUUGCUCUUCUUGACUAAUUAGUAUCUAGGAAAGACUAAACUUCGGAACUACCUCUUUUUUUGAUACUUAUUUUUGUAGUUUUCUCUCUGGGAUUGGUUUCUUAAACAAUCUGGAUCCUUUUUAAUAUGUCAAAAUGAGUCUGCUGAUGUUUACACCACUACUGCUCUGUGGAUUUUUAUAUGUUCGGGUUGAUGGAUCUCGUCUCCGCCAGGAAGACUUUCCCCCACGGAUUGUGGAACACCCUUCAGAUGUCAUUGUGUCUAAGGGCGAGCCCACCACCCUGAACUGUAAGGCGGAGGGCCGACCAACACCUACCAUUGAAUGGUACAAGGAUGGUGAACGGGUGGAGACCGACAAGGAUGAUCCCCGGUCACACAGGAUGCUCCUGCCCAGCGGAUCCUUGUUCUUCUUGCGCAUUGUGCACGGGCGCAGAAGUAAACCCGAUGAAGGCAGUUACGUUUGUGUUGCCAGGAACUAUCUCGGUGAAGCAGUGAGUAGAAAUGCUUCCCUGGAAGUGGCAUUGUUGCGAGAUGACUUCCGGCAAAACCCCACUGAUGUUGUUGUGGCCGCUGGAGAGCCUGCGAUCUUGGAGUGCCAACCUCCACGGGGACACCCGGAACCUACCAUCUACUGGAAAAAAGAUAAAGUUCGAAUCGAUGACAAGGAAGAACGAGUAACUAUUCGUGGUGGAAAACUGAUGAUCUCCAAUACGAGGAAGAGUGAUGCAGGAAUGUAUACCUGUGUAGGCACCAACAUGGUGGGAGAAAGAGACAGCGACCCAGCAGAGCUGACUGUCUUUGAACGACCAACAUUUCUCAGGAGGCCAAUUAACCAGGUGGUGCUGGAGGAAGAAGCUGUAGAAUUUCGGUGUCAGGUCCAGGGAGAUCCUCAACCAACUGUGAGGUGGAAAAAGGAUGAUGCAGAUUUGCCAAGAGGAAGGUAUGACAUCAAAGAUGAUUACACACUGAGAAUUAAGAAGGCCAUGAGUACAGAUGAAGGUACCUAUAUGUGUGUUGCUGAGAAUCGGGUGGGAAAAAUGGAAGCCUCUGCUACCCUCACUGUCCGAGCUCGCCCUGUUGCUCCUCCACAGUUUGUGGUUAGGCCAAGGGAUCAGAUUGUUGCUCAAGGUCGAACAGUGACAUUUCCUUGUGAGACGAAGGGAAACCCACAGCCAGCUGUUUUUUGGCAGAAGGAAGGCAGCCAGAACCUACUGUUCCCAAAUCAACCCCAGCCGCCCAACAGUCGAUGUUCUGUGUCACCAACUGGAGACCUCACAAUCACCAACAUUCAGCGUUCAGACGCCGGCUACUACAUUUGCCAGGCCCUAACUGUGGCAGGAAGCAUUUUAGCAAAAGCUCAACUGGAGGUUACUGAUGUUCUGACAGAUAGACCUCCACCAAUAAUCCUACAAGGUCCAGCAAACCAAACACUAGCGGUAGAUGGUACAGCGUUACUGAAAUGUAAAGCUACUGGUGACCCUCUUCCUGUAAUUAGUUGGUUAAAAGAUGGAUUUACUUUUCUGGGUAGAGAUCCAAGAGCAACUAUCCAAGAGCAAGGCACACUGCAGAUUAAGAAUUUACGGAUCUCUGAUAUGGGCACUUACACUUGUGUGGCUACAAGUUCAAGUGGGGAGACUGCCUGGAGUGCAGUGCUGGAUGUGACGGAAUCUGGAGCAGCAAUCAGUAAAAAUUAUGAUUUAAAUGACCUGCCAGGGCCACCAUCCAAACCACAGGUCACAGACGUUACUAAGAACAGUGUCACCUUGUCCUGGCAAGCAGGUCUCCCUGGAGCUCUUCCAGCAAGUGCAUAUAUCAUUGAGGCUUUCAGCCAAUCUGUGAGCAAUAGUUGGCAGACGGUGGCAGACCAUGUAAAGACCACCCUCUAUACUGUGAGAGGAUUGCGGCCCAAUACCAUCUACUUGUUCAUGGUCAGAGCAAUCAACUCCCAAGGUCUCAGUGACCCAAGCCCUAUGUCAGAUCCUGUGCGUACUCAAGAUAUCAGCCCACCAGCACAAGGAGUAGACCACAGACAAGUACAGAAAGAACUAGGAGACGUCCUCGUUCGUCUUCACACUCCAGUUGUACUGACUCCCACGACUAUUCAGGUCACAUGGACGGUGGAUCGCCAGCCCCAGUUUAUUCAAGGCUACAGAGUAAUGUAUCGUCAGACUUCGGGACUGCAAGCUACAUCCUCAUGGCAGAAUUUGGACGCCAAAGUCCCAACCGAGCGAAGUGCUGUUUUAGCCAAUCUGAAAAAGGGGGUGACUUACGAAAUUAAAGUUCGACCCUAUUUUAAUGAGUUCCAAGGAAUGGAUAGUGAAUCGAAAACAGUCCGUACUACUGAAGAAGCCCCAAGUGCUCCACCACAAUCUGUUACUGUGCUAACAGUCGGAAGCCACAAUAGCACAAGUAUUAGUGUUUCCUGGGAUCCUCCUCCACCAGACCACCAGAAUGGAAUUAUCCAAGAAUAUAAGAUCUGGUGUCUGGGAAAUGAAACUCGAUUCCAUAUCAACAAAACUGUGGAUGCAGCCAUUCGAUCUGUAAUAAUUGGUGGAUUAUUCCCAGGGAUUCAAUACCGGGUAGAGGUUGCAGCUAGUACCAGUGCAGGGGUUGGAGUAAAAAGUGACCCACAGCCAAUAAUAAUUGGGGGACGUAAUGAAGUUGUCAUUACUGAAAACAAUAACAGCAUAACUGAGCAAAUCACUGACGUUGUGAAGCAGCCAGCCUUUAUAGCUGGUAUUGGUGGUGCCUGCUGGGUAAUUUUGAUGGGUUUUAGCAUCUGGUUGUAUUGGCGAAGAAAGAAGAGAAAGGGACUCAGUAAUUAUGCUGUUACAUUUCAAAGAGGAGAUGGAGGACUCAUGAGCAAUGGAAGCCGUCCAGGUCUUCUAAAUGCUGGUGAUCCCAACUAUCCGUGGCUUGCUGAUUCAUGGCCAGCCACAAGUUUGCCAGUAAACAAUAGCAAUAGCGGCCCAAAUGAAAUUGGAAAUUUUGGGCGUGGAGAUGUGCUGCCACCAGUUCCUGGCCAAGGGGAUAAAACAGCAACGAUGCUCUCAGAUGGAGCCAUUUAUAGUAGCAUUGACUUCACUACCAAAACCACUUACAACAGUUCCAGCCAAAUAACACAGGCUACCCCAUAUGCCACGACACAGAUCUUGCAUUCCAAUAGCAUCCAUGAAUUGGCUGUUGAGCUGCCUGAUCCACAAUGGAAAAGCUCGGUUCAGCAAAAAACAGAUCUGAUGGGAUUUGGUUAUUCUCUACCUGAUCAGAACAAAGGUAACAAUGCCUUACUUUACAUCCCUGACUACCGAUUGGCUGAGGGAUUGUCUAAUAGAAUGCCACACAACCAGUCACAGGAUUUCAGCACCACCAGCUCUCACAACAGCUCAGAAAGGAGUGGCAGUCUAUCAGGUGGGAAAGGUGGAAAAAAGAAAAAAAAUAAAAAUUCUUCCAAACCGCAGAAAAACAAUGGAUCAACCUGGGCCAAUGUUCCUCUACCUCCUCCCCCGGUCCAGCCCCUUCCUGGUACAGAGCUGGAACACUAUGCUGUGGAAGAGCAAGAAAAUGGCUAUGACAGUGAUAGCUGGUGCCCACCAUUACCUGUGCAAACAUAUUUACACCAGGGCGUAGAAGAUGAACUGGAGGAAGACGAAGAUCGGGUCCCAACACCUCCUGUCCGAGGCGUGGCUUCUUCUCCUGCAAUCUCCUUUGGACAGCAAUCUACUGCCACUCUCACUCCUUCCCCGCGGGAAGAGAUGCAGCCCAUGCUGCAGGCUCACCUGGACGAGCUGACCAGGGCCUAUCAGUUUGAUAUAGCAAAACAAACAUGGCACAUUCAAAGCAAUAAUCAACCUCCACAGCCCCCUGUUCCACCAUUAGGUUAUGUGUCUGGAGCCUUGAUUUCUGAUUUGGAAACAGAUGUUCCAGAUGAUGAUGCUGAUGAUGAAGAGGAAGCAUUAGAAAUCCCCAGGCCUCUGAGAGCACUAGACCAGACACCAGGAUCCAGUAUGGACAAUCUAGACAGCUCUGUGACAGGAAAAGCCUUUAACUCCUCUCAAAGACCUCGACCUACCAGCCCAUUUUCUACCGACAGUAAUGCCAGUGCAGUGCUGAAUCAAAGUCAGAGGCCGAGGCCCACCAAAAAACACAAGGGAGGGCGAAUGGACCAACAGCCAGCAUUGCCUCAUCGAAGGGAAGGAAUGACAGAUGAUCUUCCACCACCACCAGAUCCCCCGCCAGGUCAGGGUUUAAGGCAACAAAUAGGCCCGAGCCAGCAUACUGGUAACGUGGAAAACUCAACAGAGAGAAAAGGAAGCUCUCUAGAGAGACAACACGCAUCCAACUUAGAAGACACAAAGAGCUCACUGGAGUGUCCAGCUAAGACCUCUCUAGAGUGGCAGCGACAAACCCAGGAAUGGAUAAGCUCCACAGAACUCCAAGAAGACACUCGGAAAGCCCCACACAAACAAGGUGUUGGAUCAGAGGAGGCCUUGGUGCCGUACAGCAAGCCCAGCUUCCCAUCUCCUGGCGGCCACAGCUCAUCGGGAACAUCUUCUUCUAAAGGGUCCACCGGACCCAGGAAAGCCGAGGUGUUGAGAGGGGGUCACCAGCGCAAUGCCAGCGACCUCCUCGACAUAGGAUAUCUGGGCUCGAAUAGUCAAGGACAGUUUACAGGUGAAUUAUAGUAACUGAGAGGAGACAUUCAAAGCUGCUCUGAAGGACCAUCAGGUCCGAACUCAUGGAAGUGAUGACACUAAACAGUGCAAUGAACAAUUUCUUUUAUUUAUGUACUAUUAAAAAAACUGUAAAUGCAAUGUAAAGACACACAGCCACACAUAUCCCACAGAUAUUUUACUUGUGUUCUUCUCUUAAGUAUACCACCCACCUUAACUCUUUCUUGUCAGGAGUAUAUAAAAAAGAAAGAAAACAAAACUCGAAAACUCACCCUCCAGGAAGAAAAGGAUUUUCCUCUGUAUAUAAUUUCUUUUGUGCAUUGCUAUGCAAGCUCACUCUUUUUAGCUCUGUUCAUAUUAUUGUCUGUUCUUAAUGGUCUGUUGUACUAUAUGUGAAUUAAUAGGCUGUGGUGCCAUAUAUUAACUUUUAAUUGUGUAACUUUUAUGUUUAAAUUUUGCACUGCAAUUUUAUUUGGUGAUAAGCACAAAUCUCUACUCCUCAUGACAUGAAGAAAGAUUGAAUGUGAAGGGAGUUUCUGUACUGUAAACUAGUUGGAUAAUGCUGAUGUAACCAAUCACAUUAGGUGGUUUCCAGUUGGGGUGUAGAAAUAGCAAGAUGCAAAGGAACAAUGGUAUUGGCAAAGUCUUCUUUGAAUCAAGAAGUGAGUCAAUUUAAAAGCAGAAAAAAAUGGCUUUUAUUAUUGACAAAGGUGGGGGUCAAAAGAAGGAAGUUUAAGUCUUUAGACUGACUAUGCAUUAACGUAGUGAAGAUGAACUAAUUUUGCUUUUAAAAAUGAUGAAGUUUUAUUUAGAAUCAAAUUUACCUAUAGUUGUAAUUGACUUACCUGAGAAUUGCAAGAAGCAAAACGAAAUUAAGGUGUUUCUCAAGAGCUGUACUCAUACUACAGUUUUUAAAUAGCAUUUUCUGAAUUAUAAUUAAUCUGUCCAACACAUUAAGUCAGAAUAUAACAUGAAGCUCCCCGAGGAAACAAACAAAAUGAACUCUAGAGUAUCUAGCAAAUAGUUAAAGAAGCUAUUUAUUAUUAGGACAUGCUCAGGCUGCUUCCAAAUAUGAAUUCUACUGCAAUAUCAUGUUUCAUCUUUCUAAUACAUGUACAGUACACAAUAGAGGUUAGAGCUGCAUCACUUAAAUUCAUGACUUUUAUAAAAAUAAUGCAGUCUAUAUACAAUUUUGUGUUUCAUUUGAUUAAGAAGUGAAGUCAAUGCCACCAAAUAUAUAGCCAAAUUGUAAGUGCUUAAAAAGCAGUGUCCAGAGUAUGUUCAGUUCACAAUAAGUAGAUUUAUUGAAAUAAAUACUUUAUGGUACAUUUUUAGAAAUUGGCUACGAGUUAAAAUCUGUUUGACCCAUUUUGAAUGAGUAAAUCGAAAAGGAAAAUUGAAAAGGAGAAAAAUGCAUGUUUAUUACACUUUUUAAAUAAAAACAACCCUUGUAAGUGGACAUUAAUAACAGUGUCCUGCCUCAUUUGUUUUCACAACUUUGAAAACAAGAAGUUCCUGAGCAUCAGUUAUAUACACUCAAAAUAUGUGACUUUCAAAUCCGUUAAGCUACUGUACAUGUAUAGUCAAUCAGUAAAGUGGAAGAUUCCUGUAAUUCCCAUCUGUGGUGUUUCCUCAUGAGCCACCUACACAGUCUUAAAUUCUGUUUCUGCCUAUAUUUUCCAGUGCUUUUUCUAUAUGUUCAGUAGCUUUUAGACUGAAAAAAUACUCAAUGUGAUUAUCAGGAUAAAUUCUAAAAUGGGGGACCCCUUGCAUGACAAUUCACUCUCUGUGUGUUAUUGGCUCAAUAUAGCUAAGGGACGACAUCAUUAAAUGGUUCCAUCAUUUUUAUUCCCUGAGACUGCAUCAGCACAGGCAGAAUAGAUUGCAGGCAUCUUGAUGGGCCCCACCAUCUUCUUGGUGCCACAUAGUUCGUUUCUUCACUGAAGAGAAGAAUUCUCAAACACACUUAUUAAACUGUCCACCAACUUUAUACCAUCAGUGCCUGAAUUCUAAUGCAGUUUGAUUUCUCUCUGGGACAGAGACUGGGAAAGGUGAAAAGUUUCUGCAAAAAUGAAUACAUGAUUAUUCACAACUAAGAUGUAACUUGUUUAUUUGUACAGUUUCUUGCUUCACCUUCCUACAUUUAAAAGCAAAUUUCCAAGAUGUUUUAUUCAUUUGUUUUCCUCUUGUAUGCUCCUCAGUAACUGAAUUUAGUUUAAAACUUCAGUUUAUUACACAUAUUACACAUUGCCUUGACCCUGAAUGGCUUGUAGUUGAUUAGUAAAUCAAAAUUUCAAAGCAGUAUCACUUUACAGAUUAUUUGUAGAAUAAUGGGGGGCAUAGCAUCAUAUCUUUCUGAUUUCAGUACAUAAAAUUUUUAAAAAAUACAUCAAUAUAGACCUUGUGGUUACUUGGAAUAUUCUUUUAGAAUAAUCCAUAUUGUCUGUUAAAUCUUAUUUUAAAUACUUGGAAUAUUCUUUUAGAAUAACCCAUAUUGUCUGUUACAUCUUAUUUUAAAUAAAUUGAUCUGCCAAAUCCAGCAUCUAAUAUACAUAGUGACCUGAUGUGGAGGAUAAUAUGUGAUAGCUAUAUGAAUCUAGGAACCAUAUCAAAAAUUAAAAGCUUUCACCAACUUGCUAUAUGUAAAAAGUUAUUAAUCAGUGUAAGUCAGAAUGUCAACAGAAAAAUACAAACCUGUCUAACAGCCACCUCGGUUUCUCUUUGUGUGGCUGAUUAAAUGAAUGUGAUUUGAAAUUCACUGAGCUCACUCUUUGCAGGUCUAAACAGGGGCCAGCAUACACACUCAGAUAGAAAUUCUAGGUGGAAGAGAAAGUCAUCUUCUCUUGCACUCCUAGGCAGUGACGCUAUGCAGCCAUGCCAGACACAAGCAUUAAUAAAAGGCAGAGUCUGCUUCUCAGUGCUCAAACUCAGGUAUGCCAGUGUAUGCAGUGGAGUCAGCUUACCUUCCUCCAAAUUUUGCCAUGCCAUAGUAAAAACAAGAUAGUGCAGGGGCAUGAUAACAAUUGUUUCCUUCACAGAAUUUUAAUCCAGUUUAAGAAAGAAGAUAGAAAAAUCAAGACCAAUGUGUAAGGUAUCACAAGGGAAAUAGAACCAUUACAGGUGUACUUGCUUUGAAUAACAAAUGUCAUGGUGUUCUGUGUCAUAGUUGAAACCUCUAGAUAUUUAAAUAUAUUUUCAAUGGGAUUUAGUUCAAAGUUUGUAUGUGCUUUGGUGGAACACCUCCUAAUUUCUCUUCAAUAUAUUUAUGUAAUUGUCCAUUGACAAUAAAACAGUAACAAUGCCAAUGAGCUCUAAAUUAUGGAUUACCUCCACUGGAAAGCUAUCAUGCAUCAGUAUUAACGAUAUGCAGAACCGUAACAUUCACUAAUGUUAGUUUCCUCAUCUGCUUCUGUAUGUUGUGUUUAUAGAAUGACAUGACAAACAUUGGUGUAAAGCAACAUGUCUUUCCACAUUAUCUUAGAGGUGAAGUUACAUUUAUUUUGCUCCUUUAUAAUGUGUACAUCAAAUGAAACACCAUUCAUUUUUAAGUGACAUACUAAUUUUCUUUAAUUUUUUGAUUUCAAAAGCAUUUAUUGUGAUUUUAAAAGUGUUGCAAGAUAAGGGAUUUUGUGGCCGUGGUAGAUUUUUUAUACUUUGUAUUAUAGGUGGAUUCUUUUUUUUUUUAACUCUAGUUUGUUUAAGUCACCAAACAGCGUCUAAAUCUUACUGUGUUUCAUUUGAUGUUGUUAGAUUGGCAAAGAAAUUGGCAUAAACAUUGGUUAAUAGUAUUGUCAAAGAAUUGUGUAUUGUGUACUCACUGGGAAAAAUAAAAUAUAUUCACAUUUCAAA
Messenger RNA from Heterocephalus glaber (naked mole-rat), 9178 nucleotides. RefSeq names its product roundabout guidance receptor 2 (gene Robo2). Gene Ontology annotation, molecular function: protein binding. Lineage: Eukaryota; Metazoa; Chordata; Mammalia; Rodentia; Bathyergidae. The record is from RefSeq and is a predicted model, not a curated record.